Gamsiella multidivaricata is the source of this 261-nucleotide messenger RNA. Its product is annotated as ubiquitin-like protein Atg12. The transcript is spliced from 2 exons. NCBI's taxonomy places the organism in Eukaryota, Fungi, Mortierellomycota, Mortierellomycetes, Mortierellales, Mortierellaceae. Gene Ontology annotation, biological process: autophagosome assembly; C-terminal protein lipidation; autophagy of mitochondrion. The annotation marks the transcript as partial. Gene Ontology annotation, cellular component: phagophore assembly site membrane; Atg12-Atg5-Atg16 complex; cytoplasm. The record is from RefSeq and is a predicted model, not a curated record.
GUGGUCGUCCGCUUCCGGGCCAUUGGAAACGCGCCCAUUCUGAAGCAAAAUAUGUACACCAUCACAGCGUCCAACAAGUUCAUGGCCGUUAUACAGUUCCUACGCAGGGAACUGAACUACAAACACUCCGAUCCUUUGUUUUUAUACAUCAAUAGUGCAUUUUCACCAGCACCGGACGAAAUUGUUAACAACCUGUUCAAGAGCUUUAAUACGGACGGAAAACUGAUCGUGAACUACUGCACAAGUCCUGCAUGGGGAUGA